Molecule: messenger RNA, 765 nt
Organism: Diuraphis noxia (Russian wheat aphid)
Lineage: Eukaryota; Metazoa; Arthropoda; Insecta; Hemiptera; Aphididae
Source: RefSeq, a predicted model, not a curated record
AUGAAUACUAUCCGUUUAUUUACAUUUAUAUUGACCGUCACAACGUUGACGUCAGGAUAUGUCAUAAAACGUUUAAAAGACAAUGAUUUCACAUCAGUAACUAAACUAUCAACAGAAGCCCCGAGCGUUGCAAAAGUACCGGUUUCUACAGUCACUUAUUAUUUAUGUUAUGCAUACACUAAAUAUAUUGGUCCCUGCUCUUGUGAUACUUAUAGUACAAUUAUUGUAAAAGGCUUUACAGCUGAUGAUCUCGAAGACGUCUCUACUAAAUCCACAAACACCACAAGCAUCACAAAUGAGCCUCAAACUACAACUAUACUGGAUUUCACAGCUGAUAAUUUUGAAGACGUCUCUACUAAAUCUAUAACCACUACAAGCAUCACAAACGAGCUUCAAACUACAACUGUACAGGAUUUUACAGCUGAUCAUUUUGAAGACGUCUCUACUAAAUCUACAACCACCACAAGCAUCACAAAUGAGCCUCAAACUAUAACUGUAUCGGAUUUUACGGCUGAUGAUUUUGAAGACGUCUCUGCUAAAUCUAUGAUGAUCCCAAGCAUUACAAACGAGCCUCGAACUACAACUGUACAGGAUUUUACAGCUGAUAAUUUUGAAGACGUCUCUACUAAAUCCAAAACUACCACAAGCAUCACAAAUGAGCCUCAAACUACAACUGUACAGGAUUUUACAGCUGAUAAUUUUGAAGACGUCUCUAUUAAAUCCAAAACUACCACAAGCAUUACAAAUGAGCCUCAAACUACAACU